This is a messenger RNA of Klebsormidium nitens, 1576 nucleotides long. Lineage: Eukaryota; Viridiplantae; Streptophyta; Klebsormidiophyceae; Klebsormidiales; Klebsormidiaceae. The record is from the annotation of a GenBank genome assembly.
CCCCCUUUGAAGAAGAGUUCGAAGUUUGAACAGCCACUAUGCCUCAUCAGGCUCAUGCAUGGGGCAGUACGGGUGAUACCAUGUGCACUUUGUUUAGAGGCGGCGCUGUUAUGCAGCAGCCUGAGCAGGCUGAGCAGCAGAGUUUGCAGUGUGCGAGAGACUGUAAUCUGUGAACGUUUGGCAUCAUUGUGGUGCUUCACGCCGAUGGUGGUGGCGCUGCCUGGGGUGCUCUGCUGAAGAGAAGGCUGCACUGUUCUAGAAGGCUCCUAGACAUGGCAACCAGCUUCGCUGCUCGCCUGGGAAAUGGCGCUCAUUGCCCCAUUGCACUGAACCCUUCUCAGAGUCCAAUGCUGGACUGCAAUCCUACGAUUGCGAAUCUUUCCCCUUUCAGAACGCCCCUGCCAGCUCCGAGCUUGAAAGUUGGUCGUCGCCUCUCAGCCCAGCCUGCUAAGUAUGCGCGCGGAGGACCAGGCAGAAAACCGGUUGGAGUAAAUGCUCGGAGGCAUGGGGGAUGCAGUACUAUAUGUGCCUUUGAAGGCUCUUUUGCAGAACGACCUCUGGCAGCAGAAGCGCGCCGGCUGCAGGAGAGUGACCCAGAGGCAAAGCACGAGGUUCAGGCCACAAAGCCAAUCCAGCUGUACGGCCGGCCGACUGAGUGGCCAGAUUAUGGGAUUGGGCCCAGGCAGCAGAAGCGGGAGCUGCUGGAGCGACUGCGGCGAGAGGGGUAUUUUGUGUCGGACAGGGUAGAAAAGGCAAUGCAUGACAUUGACCGGGGGGCUUUCAUGCCGGAGACCGCCACCAUUGGGCGGUACUCCAAUCUGGUGGUGGAGCUGGGCUACAACACGUUUAUGCACAAGCCAAGCUAUCAUGCAAAAGUCCUGGAAACGCUAGAGCCCUACUUGCAACCUGGGGCGCGCGUGCUCGAAGUAGGCUCCGGUUCUGGCUACCUGACCGCUUGCAUGGCACUCCUGGUGGGCGAGAGAGGGAAAGCGGUGGCCCUGGACCACAUUCCGGAGCUCAUCUACGCCAUGCGGAAGAGUGUUCAGCAGACGCCUGCGCAGAAGCUCGUUGACGCGGGCGCGCUGUCUUUCGUGGUCGGGGACGGGCGGGCGGGGGCGCCGGAGUUUGCACCUUACGAUGUGGUGAUACUGCUAGAGUACUCGCCGCGGUUAACCUUACCGGUUUACACCCAAGUCAAGGAGGACGGCAUCCUGCUCACCUAUGCUAUAAACCCUGGCGAGAUUGAGUUCGAGCAGAAGCUGAUGCGGAGACGGCGAACAGGGGAGGUGGACGAAGUGGGUCGCGUCGUGGGUUCAGGUGACUGCUCUUUCGAAGCAUUGCAAGUAGUGCAUGUCAACCAGGAGGGCUACUCUCCAAUGCUGACGAAAGCAGCUCAGAGAGGCGCUGGAUUUGUGUACCGUUGAACACUUCAGAUUCCGUUGAACUGCCUUUUUAACUCUGUCACAUAUCAAAGUGACCGUGUCACUUCGACGAAAAUUGGUCACGGUGAAAGUGAAGCAGUAGAUCAGCUGUCGCUAGCCGAUCAAUACUGCCACUUUUACACCGCAAUUGCUGC